GACCGAGGGGGUUUCUUAAAGGGCAGUAUAAGUUUACACAACCAGAACCGAGCUUGUUACAAUUUAAAGCAUCCGAUUCUUCUCGCUGUUUGAUUGAUCCUCGAUUGGAAGAUGACCACAGCCGUGGUGUCGCCUUUCUUCGACUUUAGCGAAGUGAUCAGCAACAAGAACAAAAUGCUGAACUACAAUAAUAACAUCCUCAGUACUCCACACCCUGUCUCGGUCCCUUGCACGGGGCCAAGUCUGCCCAUCUCCAACCCCACUGGGUGCCUGCUGGACAGGAAGGCUGUGGGGACACCCGCAACUUGUGGGGUUUACCAGCGCCGGCACUCUGUCACUUCAGGAAGCACCAAACUCAACCAAAACCAGUUCUUGAACAUUGCCAAGGCAGAUCCAUCCCUGCUCGGCUCAGGGAUGGGAACCACCGGCAGCAGCAACAAAGAGAACCGACUUCGAGACCGCUCUUUCUCGGAGACGGGGGAUCGGCUGCUACAGAAGUGUUCGGGCCCUGGAGGCCCCAACGGCCAGGUCAACUCGAGCCGCUACAAGACAGAGUUAUGCAGGCCAUUCGAGGAGAACGGCGCCUGCAAGUAUGGUGACAAGUGCCAGUUUGCCCAUGGCAUUCAUGAGUUGCGCAGCCUAAGCCGCCAUCCUAAGUACAAGACAGAGCUCUGCCGCACAUUCCACACCAUUGGCUUCUGCCCCUACGGCCCACGCUGCCACUUCAUCCACAAUGCGGAAGAGCGCCGUGGACCUCCUCCAACCCCGUCCCCCCUUUCAUCCUCCAAUAAGAUGGAGAGGCCGCGGCUGCAACACAGCUACAGCUUUGCGGGCUUCCCCAGCUCUGGAGGCUUGAGGGACAGCCCCACCUCGGUCACCCCUCCACCUAUAUUUACCCCAGACGAACUGCCUGAGUGGCCUAGCUGCAACCCCUUUACAUAUUCCAGCCAGGAGCUGGCCAACUUCUUCAGCCCUAGCCUGGGCAACACACCUUUAUCCUGCUCCGACCCUUCCACCCAUGCCCCAUCUUCCCCAACGACCCCUUACUACUUCAGGGCCAUGUCCGAGUCUCCCCAACUCUACGAGUCUCCAUCCAGUCAGCCAGACUCGCUUUCUGACCAAGAGGGCUACCAGAGCAGCUCAAGCGGAAGUCUGAGCGGCUCCGAAUCUCCCGUCCUCGACACCACCCGCCGACUGCCCAUCUUCAGCAGGCUUUCCAUCUCUGAUGACUAAAGCACACUGAGCCAGACCCCGUCCCCCUUUCCACUGCAUGCAGCAGUCUUGGGCAGAGAGGAUGAGACGCUAGCACUCCCUCUACCUCUUGCCAUUUCUCCGGCGCCCUAGAAGCCGUAGACUUCCCUCCUUGUACCACGUCCGCUAUGAAACCGAUGCAGUGAAUUAAGGGAUCUUUCUCUUUUUGAAUACUCUUUUUAACCAGUACAAGCUAAAACUCUUCUGGCCUCAAGACCCUUCUGUUAUCCGGGCCUCGACUUGCAGAACCCCUGCUAUGUUCUUGGUGUGACUGUGCCAAACACGCAGAGUAGGAAGUGGAUUAGCGAAAUGCUAAUCGUGAGAGGUAUGAGACCGUUGUGCCAGGUGCCACAGCUGUAGUCAAGUGUAGCGGAGCCGGUGGCACGGUUAUGGGAGAGAUCUGUGCCCAGCCCCCCUCACAAAUUACCACUCUUCUCAAGGACACUCUUUCAUAACUAACUAAAGCUCACAAGUGUCAUGCUUAGACCUUUCACAACUGUCUUUGUAGACCGGCUUAAAGCAAAAAGAGGAAAAGAAUGUGGAGAAAAAGACAAGUGCCUGGGGUUAAGUGUUGGGUUGAAUGGACCACUGUUUCUUUCACUUACAUUUUUUCAUUCUUGUUGCCUGAUUAUGUAGCUCUUGUUUUGAGUGCGUGCUCUCCCUCCCUCGAAAUUGCAGAUUACUCCAGUCUGCAGGAAGGACGUCUCUCAUAAGGGUUGAAUGAGAAUGGAGCUCUGGAAUAUUUCAGGCACAUUCAAAUGUUCAGUCAGGUGCUACGUGCUCCAUGUCUCGUCUACAGCCAGCACAAACCCCUGAGAUGGGAGGUCUCCACUUGAAAAUGAACAAUUCCUUAACAUUUAUGUUGUUGUUGAUGUUGUUAGUGCCCCUUGUUCCCAUUAGUUGCUGGUUACUUCAAGUUUUUGGGAAGGGAACCUUGUUAUUAAACCUUAAAGACAAACUCUUUCUUCUUUCCCACCUCAAAACGCCACCUUCCCUCCGACCAAUCAGCAAACAGAGGGAAAAUUCCAUCAUUCCCAAGGUGCAGUUCAACUUCUUCCUGUAGCUUCACUUUAGUUCUUCAUGCAAGCUCGCUUUAUUUUUUUUUUUCCUGUAGAUUCUGCUCAGAGGAGCACUUUGUAAUUUCAUCAUCUUUCCACCUAUUGGUUUUGACUUAUUAUGGUCUUUAUUAUUAUUAUUAUUAUUAUUGUUAUUAUUAUUAUGGUUAUGUUAUUGUUUGAAAGCCUUUCAGAACAGAAGGGUUUGCUUGUCACUGCUUAUUUAACUUAUCAAAAACAUAUUUAUUGGUGAUCAUAUGCAUUUUUUUUGUUCAUUUGUUUGUAUUUAUCUUGAUAAUGAAACGAUAGAAUAUAUUUUCUUUUAUGUUAAAUUAUGAUCUUCUGUAUUAAUCUUAAGAUUGUGAAGACUUGUCAGCUUUCUUUUUUUUUUCACAGUUUAAUAUAUUGUACUACAAUGACUUUUUGUUGGCAACUACACUUAAAUGAAACUUAAUUUAAAGCAAAAAAAAAAAAAAAAAAAAAUGAAAUCCUCUGCAUUUUCAUUUAUUUAUUGUAGAUUUAUUGACAUUCCCUUUUCUCAAAUAUUUGACUGCAAAAUCAGUACUACCAUAAAAUCAUUCAUAGGUAAUAAACUCACAGGAUUGUCUUUGUUUUUGUUUUUUGUUUUUUGAGGUGAGCCCACUUGUAGCAUUUUAUAUGUUAAAAUGUGUUUUUUUUUUUUUUUAAGCAUCAAAAAGUGAAUUUUUGUUGUGAAAAACAGACUUGGAUCACUAAUCCAGUUUACUGAAUGCCUGAGCCUGGUGAUAGAUUUUAGCUAUGGAACAAAUUAUCAACUUUCUUUCUUUUUAUUUCUUUUUUUUUAAAGCAAGUUGAUCCAAGAUGCAGAAGUUUAGUGGCCUUAAAACACAUGCACCACAUUUUAAAUACCACCAUGAAGGCCUUUUUUUGUUUCGAAUGUUCGUUACAAAGGUUUAAUGAUGUUGCAAGUAAUAAACCUCCAGUGUUAAAGCAGUUUAUAAUGGUGGACAUGAUGAAAGGCAGGCAGUAAUUGUGACACAAUAGGUUGAAGUUCUGUUGUCCUUAGACAUUUAGAGCUUUCGGCUUAUAUGUAAAGUGCCUCUUUUACACAUUCCAUAAACAAGCGCUCUUUGCCUUAAAUAAAACUGGGAUGCUAUUUUUUAUGACUUAUUGCUUGUAUCCUCAGUGGUUUAAGCAAUGAUUGUCCAAGUUGGUUAACAGUAUAGACACAAAGAAAGUAUCUGAAGAGUUGAAUGUAUUUUUUUUUUCAUAUAAACAGCUAUUGUUGUUCACUACAGUAAUUUCUAUGAGUUUAUAUAAGAUUGAUCUCUCUUUUGUAAUGACUGAUUGCAGUUAAAACCAAUAAAAACCCAUAUUUUUGAGAAAAUAAAU
This is a messenger RNA of Carassius auratus (goldfish), 3677 nucleotides long. RefSeq names its product zinc finger protein 36, C3H type-like 1a (gene zfp36l1a). The transcript has 2 exons. Gene Ontology annotation, molecular function: mRNA binding; metal ion binding. The record is from RefSeq and is a predicted model, not a curated record. NCBI's taxonomy places the organism in Eukaryota, Metazoa, Chordata, Actinopteri, Cypriniformes, Cyprinidae. The coding region runs from base 112 to 1233 and encodes 373 amino acids.